Armigeres subalbatus is the source of this 1324-nucleotide messenger RNA. RefSeq lists its product as uncharacterized. Gene Ontology annotation, cellular component: nucleus. The record is from RefSeq and is a predicted model, not a curated record. Gene Ontology annotation, biological process: positive regulation of Notch signaling pathway. NCBI's taxonomy places the organism in Eukaryota, Metazoa, Arthropoda, Insecta, Diptera, Culicidae.
GUGCUUUCCACUCGGCUCCAUCAAGUCGUGCCCGCGAUCGGAUUUGUUUUGCAAACAACUCGUUCUAAUUCGCUUCAGUUUUGGUUAAUCACGGUUCAAUAAUGGAAGUCUGGAAUAGAAGGGACCUUGUUCCACCGGUACUGAAUACAUUUGCUUGUACAACUAAACAUAGUAAAGAUGAGAUUCGCUGCCUCAUCAGUACCAUCACCGAUGCUCUACGGUACUUCGAGUCGCAGGCUUCAUUCGACCAAGCGGCCGCAUACGUCAGCCGAUUUUGUGUUCAUUGGGAUAACCGCUUCUACAAUAUGCACGGUUUCCGGCUAAUCAAACAGUUAAACCAAUCGUUGCUUCGGUACCGUACGGUGGACGUCGUUCAUAUGCUUUCGAAUUUCCUUAAUUUACUGCCAGAUGGGAAUUAUUUGGAGAAAAUAGUGCAACUGCCAACACGAGGCAAUCUGGAUUAUCUUCUGGUGCGCUGUCAGGGAUUGGCGAAGCUCUUUAGUCGGAUUGCGUCUCUGUCUGAGAAUGCAGCUCGGUUCUAUGUCAGAUUUAUGUCCACCGGUUCUUUCUUCAAUGUUUGUUCACUGUUCUUGUGUCUGCUGGCCGAAGUGUGGUACAAAUCGAUUUAUAUUUGCCAAAAGAUAGUUCAAAUCUACAACAAACUGUACCCGUUCCGUUCACUUCUACAAAAUACAGCUGAAGAUUGGCCACUUGGCAUUGAUUGCUUCUACCCGGAAGACUUGGGCAUUUGGUUAGGAAAGGAAUACAGCCAGCGAAUAAUCGCAUGUGAGGAAGGUGCCCAGGAUCUUAAACUGAGUUCUGAUUCUAAUCUGUUUCUUUUGCUUUCAAAAGAGACAUCUGAUCGAACCACUAGCAACACAAUAGACGCGCGCAUUAAUGCCACACUGACAAAGCCUACAAUCGAAACAGACAUGUCUGCUUCUAUACCAAAGGCUAUUCUCCUUAAACAGAUCCAGUUCGACGAAGGAGAGCGUAUUGAUCGAAUGCCAUUCGCCAAAGCCAAGCAAUUGCCCAACAAACCCCAUUUCGACGCACAAAGCGUGAAAUCCAAAUUCGACGUGAAAAAUUUCCUGGACGAAGAAAAGACAAAACGACGACAGAAUCUAUCACAAGCCGUCACCCAAAAUUUGGCCGAUAAUGCGUUCAACGCCUUUGCCUCCAGCAUGGCAAGAGAAAUGAAUCGCAUGGGCACCAAGGAUUUGCUGCAAAUUUUCAAACAGGAACUGACGGAGCUGAUAGGCAGGAGUCCCUCGGGUGGUAAAGGGAAAUCGAAAAUGAAUAAACGUUCCUCAAAGUAGAUUAA